Molecule: messenger RNA, 2364 nt
Organism: Striga asiatica
Lineage: Eukaryota; Viridiplantae; Streptophyta; Magnoliopsida; Lamiales; Orobanchaceae
Source: the annotation of a GenBank genome assembly
AUGCAUCUUUCCUCCAUCUUUCUCCGCGAGCCUUCAAAGGCUCUGUACAACCAACUCGUCUUCCUCCGCCGAAUGGGCGGCGGUCCUCGAACUUUUCCGGGCGGGCUCAACAAGUGGCAAUGGAAACGCAUGCACGAGAAAAAGGCACGUGAGAAAGAGAAACGCCUUCUCGACCAGGAAAAACAAGUCUACCAGGCCCGAAUUCGGUCGGAAAUUCGGGCGAAGCUCGCGUCGACUGAUAACCUCGUUCCAAGAUCGGUAAAUACUGACCGUAACCAGCCCAAUUACGGCCCCGUAACGCCCCAAGACCAUGUCAAGGCUCUUGCUGAUCGAUUCAUGAAGGAAGGAGCUGAGGAUUUGUGGAAUGAAAACGAUGGUCCUUCAGGUUUUCCCGAAAAUAAGCCCGGGAAAAGCCAAAUUAUAGGUGAGCCUAUUGAUUUACAGACGUUAGUUAUGGAAAAAUCGGCUUUUGAUCAUAGUCAGACAAAUGACGAUAGCCAGUUUCACAGAAAUGUAAGUACUAAUGUAGCUAAACGAAGGCAUUUUUCUACAUAUUGUGGGAAAGGUAGUAACUUGAUGGGCGGCUUACAAAAUGAGUAUCUUAGGUCAAUUAGGCAUGGCUUUGAUUUAGCGGGUUGUCAGAGGCGUGGGAUAUUAAUGGGUGUAAGUAAUAUGUUUAAUUUAGACUGCUACUAUUCGACGAGUAUAAUGGGUAAACAAAGACCGAAUGUUGCAAGAAAUGGCCAAAGUUCGGUAAUUAAUUCUGGUCGGGAAGCCAAAGUGAUGUCUGAUAAUGGGAAAAGGGCUAAAUGGCCAAGAUUCCGUGGAGGUAACUUGGAUUCGUCGGAUGAUGAUUUCAGUGAUGAUGAUGAUGAUGACGGUGACAAGUCAAAUAGUAGCAGGAAGAUUUUUAGUAGUAGUGCAGCAUUAGGGAAACAUGAUGUCAAAAUCAAGAAACGAGUGCCUUUGAAUUUUUUGGAAGAUGAGGAUGAUCUAUCUCAGCAGGUUGAGGCAAUUCGGAAGGAAAUUAGUCAGAGAAAGAGCGUGCAUGAAGACGGAAUGGAGAGGGACGAAGCUGUGUCGGUUCUUAGUACAAAAAGGUUUGAUGAGUGUGGUGUAUCUUCACUGACAGUCCAAGCACUUUCAGAGGCUGGUUAUGUGCAAAUGACCAAAGUCCAAGAGGCGACUCUUUCUGCCUACCUUGAGGGGCAGGAUGCUUUAGUCAAAGCUAGGGCUGGCACAGGCAAGAGUAUUGCUUUUUUGAUUCCCGCUAUUGAAACAGUUCUGAAGGCAUCAUCAAGUCAAUGCAAACCUCAGCGAGUCCCACCAAUAUACGUUCUCAUUUUAUGCCCCACUCGAGAACUUGCGAGUCAAAUAUGUGCAGAGGCAAAUGUUCUCCUCAAGCACCAUGAUGGCAUAGGCGUGCAGACAUUAACUGGAGGGACACGCUUUAAGGUUGAUCAAAGGCGCCUAGAGUCAGAGCCGUCCCAGGGUCCUGUUGUGAAGUGUGAUGACAUUGACAAGUUGAAGUGGCGAAAUAUACUUGUGGCGACUCCCGGUAGAUUGUUGGAUCACGUUGAAAGCAAGUCUGGCAUCUCAGUGCGUUUGAUGGGACUCCAGAUGCUCAUACUCGAUGAAGCAGACCGCUUGCUGGACCUAGGGUUUCGCAAGGACAUGGAGAAAAUAGUUGAUUGUUUGCCUCGCAAGAGACAUUCUUUGCUGUGUUCAGCUACAAUACCAAAGGAGGUACGCCGAAUAUCUCAGCUAGUGCUCAAAAGAGAGCAUGCUUAUAUAGACACUGUAGGUCUAGGGUCUUUGGAAACUAAUGAGAAGGUGGGCAUCCCAAUGGAUCGUGGGCAGUAUAUCCAUCGGCUUGGAAGAACUGGCAGACAAGGCAAAGAAGGUGAAGGUCUUCUAUUGCUUGCACCAUGGGAACAAUAUUUCCUGGACGACAUAAAGGACCUUCCCCUUGAAAAAUUCACAUCCCCAGAAAUAGAUCCUAAUGCAAAAGCAAAGAUUGAAGAGUCACUGGAGAAAAUCGACACAAGCGUCAAGGAAGCAGCUUAUCAUGCUUGGCUCGGUUACUAUAACUCAAUAAGUGCCAUUGGCAGGGACAAGACAACACUUGCUGAACUUGCCAAACAAUUCUCAGCUUCAAUCGGUUUACAAAAGCAACCUGCUCUGUACCGGAAAACUGCACUAAAGAUGGGAUUGAAAGGUCUAAUGAAAUUCCAUGUAUUUACUUCUAUCAGUAAUGCUAAGGAGCCAACUGUUGGCUCCGCUUCAAUGUGGGACAGUCCCAUAUGGAGCUGUCCCAUUGGUUGUUGGCUCCUUAGUAUUUCUCUUACUUUUAUAGCAUAUUAA